GCAAAGCACACUCUCUUACAUCCCUUCAGCUCGUGGUCAGACCUCUGUCGUGCAGGAUGGCUGAAUCUUACGUGCGACAUAUGGAAAUGUUAGGCUUUGAGAAAAGAUUCUUUCCCAGCCAGCACUAUGUUUACAUGCUCCUGGUUAAAUGGAAUGAUCAAUCUGAAAAGCUGGUGUACAGACGCUAUCCAGAAAUCCAUACAUUUCACAAAGCUUUGAAGGAAAUGUUCCCAAUUGAGGCAGGAGACAUUGACGGAAAUGACAGAAUCAUUCCUUCAUUACCUGCUCCCAAAUGGCUCGACAACCAGAAAACAACAGAGACGAGGCAGGUGACUCUUGCUGAAUACUUUCAUUCCCUUCUCAACUUGCCUCCGAAGAUCUCCCGCUGUCAGCUUGUAUGUGACUUCUUCACAAUGCGGCCUGAAGAUGAAACUCCACCAGCACCGCACCCAUACAAAAGAAACGAGACCUUCAUUAUGUCCACAAACAGAGCACGGAGCAACACCACAUCAGAAAUCACAGGGCCCAUCAUGCUUGAAAGCUACAGAGUGAUUGCAGACUACAGCAAGAGCUCAAAGUAUGAGCUCGCUCUAAAGAUGGGAGACAUGGUGGACAUUGUGGAAAAAAGCCCAAAUGGCUGGUGGUUUUGUCAAUAUGAGUCCAGGAGAGGCUGGGUGCCAGCUUCAUACUUAGAGCCUCUGGAUGGAGCAGAUGAAUCAGAGGAACCAGAGCCUAAUUACACAGGAGAGCUCUACAAAACCACUAAAGGGUAUAAAGCUGUCGAAGAGGAUGAGUUGACUCUCGAGGCAGGAGAGAUGAUCGAGGUCAUCCAUAAACUUCUUGAUGGGUGGUGGGUGGUCAGGAAAGGAGAAGAUACGGGCUUCUACCCAUCCUUGUUCCUGUGCAGGACGGGAGAGAGGAAAGAGGUGGAUGCGGAGAAGGAGGUGGUCAGAAGAGCAACACCACCACCCAGAAGGUCUACCAUACGCAAUGCCCAGAGCAUCCAUCCUAAGGGACGUCAGCGAAUCAGUCAGAACACCUAUCGAAGACAGAGUCGAAGAUUCUUACAGCAGCGAGGAAGACUGAACUCCCCAUCCAGGAAUGGGACACAAUCUCCACUGCAGGAGAGGAAGACAAACAGAGGUGUGCAUUCUCCAUAA
Sinocyclocheilus grahami is the source of this 1160-nucleotide messenger RNA. RefSeq names its product neutrophil cytosolic factor 1-like. Gene Ontology annotation, cellular component: cytoplasm; NADPH oxidase complex. Bases 57 to 1160 code for a protein of 367 amino acids. Gene Ontology annotation, molecular function: protein binding; phosphatidylinositol binding; superoxide-generating NADPH oxidase activator activity. The transcript is spliced from 10 exons. NCBI's taxonomy places the organism in Eukaryota, Metazoa, Chordata, Actinopteri, Cypriniformes, Cyprinidae. The record is from RefSeq and is a predicted model, not a curated record. Gene Ontology annotation, biological process: superoxide anion generation; respiratory burst.